CGUCGUAUCCUCUCUCGAUCACACAGUCUUCAAAUAUUAGUAUCCAGUCGCCUCGUUUAGCCACGCAAAAAAUAUAAAAAUUUUGCAUUGACGAAAGAAAAAGAUAAAAAUUACAAAGAAAAAUGGAGAGUAAUACUAACAGCAUUACGUGCUCCGGCGAUCGGCCGACGGUGAUGGUGACCAACGAUGACGGAAUUGAUGCUCCCGGCUUGCGUGCUCUCGUAAGCGUCCUCGUCUCUUCGAAUCGCUUCAACGUCCUCGUCUGCGCUCCUGACUCCGAAAAAUCUGCGGUUAGCCAUGGUGCCACUUUGAGAACUGUUUCUGCUAAGCCAGUGGAAAUCAGUGGAGCAACUGCUUUUGCAGUUUCUGGUCAGUUGCAAUUGUCAGUAAUUUUUUGUCAUGGGAUACCAAAUUUACUUGUUGAUCUUGCAGGUGCUAAAUUCUGCAACUUCUUGGCAUUUAACAUAUUAUUUUCUGAUUCUCUCAUGCUAUAG
Olea europaea var. sylvestris is the source of this 494-nucleotide messenger RNA. RefSeq names its product 5'-nucleotidase SurE-like. The record is from RefSeq and is a predicted model, not a curated record. Gene Ontology annotation, molecular function: nucleotidase activity. The transcript is spliced from 3 exons. Gene Ontology annotation, cellular component: cytosol. Lineage: Eukaryota; Viridiplantae; Streptophyta; Magnoliopsida; Lamiales; Oleaceae. The coding region runs from base 123 to 494 and encodes 123 amino acids.